This is a messenger RNA of Chlamydomonas reinhardtii, 2038 nucleotides long. RefSeq lists its product as uncharacterized. Lineage: Eukaryota; Viridiplantae; Chlorophyta; Chlorophyceae; Chlamydomonadales; Chlamydomonadaceae. The transcript has 6 exons. The record is from RefSeq and is a predicted model, not a curated record. The coding region runs from base 262 to 720 and encodes 152 amino acids.
CGCAAGUUGCAAGGACAAUACUUAACAGCUAAGAAACCGUAAUUACGUGGCAGCUUCACAUCGGCGCUCGGCCCCACUAGAUCGAGCCGUAUUCGAGUGCGUGCCGUAUCGGUCGGCCCUGGCGUCGGCGCUAUACAUUUCUUCAGUACCCCUUUGGUGGGUGCAGCUUAUCGUCUGUAUACGUCGCUCCUCACUGCUCCUCAGCACAGCCGACCCACACCUGCUGCCAGCUGUACGCUUUUUCACGCUCGCGAACCAAAGAUGGUCUCGAUGGCCUCUGUUGGCACAGCUCUGAAGGAGUCAUUUGCUGCCAAUGCGGCGGUGUAUUAUAUUUUGGCAGCUUCCAUCGUCGAACUUAUUGCUGCCGGUGUGCUGUGCGAAAAAUGCGACUCGUAUGUUGCGUGGGCGGUUGCUGUGGGUGCGAUUAGCACGUUCUUUACCUUCGUGCACGCCAUCAUUUGCACUUUCAAGCCCUCCCUCGCCGCAAAGAUUGCGCCCUUCCUCAGCACUUUCCUUGUGCUAUGGUGGAUUCCUGGCGCCGGCAUCCCCACAUUCAAGAGCCCCUUCGUGGUGGUGGGCAACGGCUACUUCUCCUGCUGGGUGGCGUUCCUGGCCUCGCUGGUCUUCUUCCAGCACAACGGGCUCGCGCUGAUGAGCGGCGCCUCCGGCUCCGAGGCCCACGAGGCGCAAGGCCAGCAGCAGGGCAGCAGCCAGGUGUAAGGCUGUAAGCGUGCCCCCGCAACACCAGCGCCAGGGCUAUUGCGUCGCCGCCGCCUGGAGGGGUGGCAUCGUCAACGGACGGCUGUGCACGGCGCCGCCAUCGGUCACACCACGUACAGGUGGCCCUGUGGCGCUGCGCUUUGCGGGCUAUGGACGCUGGGACAGAGUGGCGGCGGCGACAGUGUGUGGCCGUAAUAAUGUGGGUAUUGCUGGACCAGGAUCGCCUUGUAUAUACUGUAAAUGAUGUUGAACAAGCUGACACCUGCGGAUACACCAGUGCAUUGGCCUCCAUGUGCGUGGCUAGUUGGAUGAAAGCGGGAAGACAGGUUCGAAGUACUGUAUGUGGCUGUGGUUGGCAAUGCUCUACUGGUGGCUGCACGGGUGCAUCCCGGUGCAUACGGCAAGGUUCGGUCGGGGGCUGGGGCGGAUGGUAAGGUUGACCGACUGGGUAUCACGGGUGCCACACUGCCACGUGCGUACCCAUCACUAAACCGUUGGAGGACUGGCCAUUCGCAUUGCAGGAGCACGCCGUGCAUUAGAGAAAUGUAAGCUAGUGUACGGUAUGAAGUUGGUAAUUCGCUAAACGUUAGAGGAUGCUACUGUACUUGCUUUACGUUUUAGCCUGGGGCAUUUGGCCUCCACUGCUGCGCUUGAGGCUGGCGCCCGGCGGCCGUGCCCAUGGCCGCGCGCGGCGGGCGGCGCAGCAGGAUUCGGGGCAGAGACUGGCGCGUGGACCAGGGGGGGGGGUAGAAAGCUCAGAUUCUUACCCCAUGCUCAAAAUUACAGAGCUUUAGGAGAGCAUUAUGCACGUACUUUUAGUUUUUUAAGGCGGUGUCUGGUGAGGAAGUUCUGGGCCGCCAAAGUUGGGGGGUCGGUCCUCGUCCCUGGGGGUCCGUCGGGUUUCGGGAGCCCAUCCUGGCGGAUUUCGGGAAGCGCCCCACAAGCAGAACUAGGGGCCAAACGCUGCAGUACGAGGCUCAUAUGUGCACGUUAUGACGUAAUAAGCACAGACAAAGCGUGGGAGGGCUAAGUUGCGCGUCCGGGCGUGGACAUGUCGGGACAUGUCUCCACAUUCAACACAUGCGCACUGACACAGCUGGGCUCUGAAGCGCUGGUGCGCACGAAUUCACGUCUAACAAGGCUGCCGAUGCACAUUGUCCAUUCGUCACGCGGCAGAGAGUUGAGCGCGGGGUGGUCUGGGUCGAGGGGAUUUCCAUGGAUAGGAUCCCGGUGACCGAAGUCUCAGAACAGGACCGCUGAUGACACGGAGUGAUAGUGCUCGUCAAGAGGAGUCGAUUGACACCACUUUGGUAUUAAA